This is a messenger RNA of Exserohilum turcica Et28A, 1042 nucleotides long. RefSeq lists its product as uncharacterized. The coding region runs from base 28 to 1011 and encodes 327 amino acids. Lineage: Eukaryota; Fungi; Ascomycota; Dothideomycetes; Pleosporales; Pleosporaceae. The transcript has 2 exons. The record is from RefSeq and is a predicted model, not a curated record. Gene Ontology annotation, molecular function: heme binding; monooxygenase activity; iron ion binding.
AAAGGUGAUUGGUUCACAUUCGAUAUCAUGUCGGAAGUCAUUUUUGACAUGAGAUACGAAGCCCUGAAAAAGUCAACAUACCGCCACGUAACCCAGGCUAUUCAAGACUCGAAUGUUCGAGUAGGAACUCUCGUACAAGCCUAUUCUCUCACCACUGGUAGACUGGACCGAUACCUGUUUCCUGCGUCAAUUCAAGCCAGGAACGCAUUUCUCAAGUUCAUCACGUCGUUGCUGCGGGAUCGAUCUAAAUUGGCUCCUACUCAAGACAAAAGUGAUGUGUUCUCCUUCUUGGAAACAGCCAAAGAUCCAGACAAUGACAGCACGCUGACAAAGUCUGAAAUACGAGCAGAGUGUGCCACCCUCGUGGUUGCUGGAUCGGAUACAUCGUCCUCCACUCUCGCGGCAACGCUGUUCUAUCUGAGUGAAAAUCCCGGGGCAUAUGAAAGGCUGUGCCGAGAAAUCCGACAAAAGUUUUCAUCACUCGACGAAAUCAAGCUAGGUGCCCAGCUGAAUUCUUGCACUUAUCUCCGGGCAUGCAUCGAUGAAGCUCUUCGCAUGUCACCACCAGUAGGUGCGGCAUUAUGGAGGGAGGUCGGCACCGGUGGUAUCACGAUUGGUUCCGUGCAGUUACCACAAGGUAUCGACGUUGGCACCGGCAUCUACAGUCUGCACCACAAUGCCAAGUAUUUCCACGAGCCUUUCCGUUUCAAUCCUGAAAGGUGGCUCGUGGGUGAAAAUGGAGUCACGAAAGAGCAAGUUGAGCUCGCUCGAAAAGCAUUCAACCCAUUCUCUAGUGGUCCAAGAGGCUGCAUUGGCAAAGGUUUUGCUUACCAUGAGAUGACAUUGACGUUAUCUCAUAUCAUUUACCAGUUUGAUUUCCUUCGCUCCGAGCAUCUUACCAGGUUUGCUGGCAAGAGACCCAUGAUCCAGGGCCAUGCCCAGUUCGUUUUGAAGGAUCACAUCACAGGUGCGAAGGAAGGCCCAGAUCUUGUAUUCAGAAUACGCAUUUGAGGGACAAGAAUUAAGUACAUGUGAGAGUAUA